CUGGGUGUGAUUUGUAUCUGCCCAUUGGGUAGAUCAGAUCACAUACCCCCAUGUAGUUGUAGGUGAGUUUUAUAACUUCUCUGAAGCUCCCGCUAAUUCAGGAUCGUUAACUUAGCUGGUGCGCAGACUUAAAUCAGUAAAAAAUGUCUGACCAGUCACCCACAUAAAUCCCAACAUUCUAACUCUUACAUCUCUACAAUUUCUUUCUUACUCUCCUCCAUUGUCUAGAGUCAGAGACAAUGAAGUCUUCUGCAUUUGAAAAUCUUCCUUACUACAGUACUAAGAGAGGUAACGGUGUGAAUGCAUGGAGAUUAGGGUUACUUUUGGUGUGGGUAAUUGCUCUUACUUGGGCUUUUACUGUUUUCAUUUUUGGUAAUCCAAACCCUUUUAAUAAGGUCAAGUCUAAGCAGAAGUAUUCUUUGACGAAGAACAUUACUUAUAAUGAUGAACUGGAGUUGAGGAAUAAUACAGUUCCGUAUCCGAACGAUAUCGAUCAAACUACUGCCGUUUACCCCGAAAAGGAGAGUGAUUAUGAGAAGUGUGACCUGUUUAAGGGUCGAUGGAUUCCCGAGCUCAACGGACCAUUAUACACAAAUUGGAGCUGUUCCACGAUACCAGAAUCCAAGAAUUGUCAGCUAAAUGGAAGGAAAGAUGUAGACUAUAUGAAUUGGAAAUGGAAACCAGAUGAUUGUGAACUCCAGAGAUUUGAUGCAAAGAAGUUUUUAUCGAUAGUUCGAGGUAAAAAGCUAGCCUUCAUUGGUGACUCUGUUGCUCGAAACCAAAUGGAAUCACUCCUUUGUCUACUAUCACAAGGAGAAAUUCCGAAAGAUAUCUAUAAGGAUUAUGAAGAUCGAUUUCGAAUCUUUUACUUUCCUGCACAUGAUUUUACUCUCACGGUCUUCUGGACAAGUUUCUUGGUCGUUGGGGAAGAUAAAGGAAUCAUAAACGGUUCGACUACAAAUGUGUUUCAUAUACACCUUGACAAGAUUGACGCUAACUGGGCUCAGAAACUACCUGGUGUAGACUAUGCUGUCAUUUCUAUUGCUCACUGGUACUUCCGAAAGAAUUACUUAUAUGAAGGAGGUCAACUAAUAGGUUGCACAUAUUGCAACGAACCGAAUGUUCCUGAUUUAGGAAUUCCAUUUGCUGUAGGCAAAGUCUUUGAAUAUGUGGUUAAAUAUAUUAACGACUGUAACGACUGUAAUGAGGAUUUGGUUACUCUGGUACGAACAUUUGCGCCUGCACAUUUUGAGAAUGGAUAUUGGCAUGGCGGAGGGGUUUGCAACAGAACAAGUCCUUACACUGAGGAACAGGUUAAUUUUGCGAGUUCUGAAUGGGAACUGAGGAGUAGUCAAGUGAAUGCGUUUGAGAAGUAUAAAAACACAGCAGAAGGGAAAAGAGUAGAGAUUUUAGAUAUAACUAGGGCCAUGAUGAUGAGACCGGAUGGACAUCCAGGGCCUAAUUGGAAAGAUCAAUAUGGUCAGAACCACCAUGAUUGUCUGCAUUGGUGUUUACCUGGACCUAUCGAUAUAUGGAAUGACUUGUUCAUGGCCGUGUUGCAGAAAAAUGUAUAGAAUUCACUGAUUCAUUGGGCGGAAACUGCUAGGUUUUUAUAAUUUAUAUAGCAUUUACUUGUUUUCCUUUAGUUUGAAUUUGUUUUAGAAUUGAUCCUAGUCCUAGUACUAGAAAUUUGUUUCAUUGUUU
Molecule: messenger RNA, 1704 nt
Organism: Papaver somniferum (opium poppy)
Lineage: Eukaryota; Viridiplantae; Streptophyta; Magnoliopsida; Ranunculales; Papaveraceae
Product: protein ALTERED XYLOGLUCAN 4-like
Exons: 3
Coding region: 240-1574 (444 amino acids)
Cellular component (GO): Golgi apparatus
Molecular function (GO): O-acetyltransferase activity
Source: RefSeq, a predicted model, not a curated record